CACCUAUGUAUACCACCAAUUAUAACAAAAAGAUAACAAAAUCUUCAAUCCUCCAAAAUUGAUAUAUAUAGACGUAGCCCUCAGUUAAGCAUCGUGCAGCUGGGUUCUUUUCGUUGAUACACAUCCAAAUUAGGAAGCCUAAAUAAAUUUGUCACACCAUUAAUUAAUCAAUUUUCGUUCCCUCUAAAAAUGGAAUGCAUGGGUGAUGAUCAAAACGCCAACAACAAAAAGACAAAGGCACCCGGGCGGCAUUCCGCCUACCGCGGCGUCCGGUGCCGGAGCAGGAAAUGGGUGUCGGAGAUUCGGGAGCCGGGGAAAGCCACGCGGAUAUGGCUGGGGACGUACGCCACCGCCGAGAUGGCCGCGGUGGCCUAUGACGUGGCAGCGCUGGCGCUCAAAGGCCCCGAAGCUGCCAUAAACUUCCCGGCCUUCGCCGCGUCGUGCUCUCCGCCGGCUUCCCUCUCCGCGGCCGACAUUCGCGCAGCGGUGUCCAAUGCUGCGGCGGCUGUGGGUCCGCCGGGCAUACAGCUGCCUGAGCAGGAGGAGGAGUCUUCGUCGUGCGCUGAAUUUAUUGAUGAGGAAGCGCUGUUCAACAUGCCGAAGCUGCUGGUGGACAUGGCCGAGGGCAUGCUGAUUAGCCCCCCGCGGCCGAAAAAUGACGGCGGGGGGCUCGCCGGAGAAUUACUCGGUGGAAGAGAGGCUUUGGAGUUAUCCUUCUUUCUGAAUCGGAGUAAUAAUAAUAUACGUGUACACUAAAAUAAGCAGCAGGUUUGAGUUAUGUAUAUGCUCUUGUGUUUAGUUAUCGUGGCAAAAAUUAUUAGCUUUGAUUAAUUGCAUGUAUAAU
This is a messenger RNA of Salvia splendens (bonfire salvia), 844 nucleotides long. RefSeq names its product ethylene-responsive transcription factor ERF025. Gene Ontology annotation, biological process: regulation of DNA-templated transcription. Gene Ontology annotation, molecular function: DNA binding; DNA-binding transcription factor activity. The record is from RefSeq and is a predicted model, not a curated record. NCBI's taxonomy places the organism in Eukaryota, Viridiplantae, Streptophyta, Magnoliopsida, Lamiales, Lamiaceae. Bases 190 to 756 code for a protein of 188 amino acids. The transcript has a single exon.